GGCGCGGGGGAGGUGCAGUCGCCCAGGAGGAGGGGAAGUGUUCCGGGCGGAGCGGGUGGCGACCAGGGGACUGUACCUGGUUGCCUUACCGAGCAAAGGCAGCCUUCAGUGGUGUAAUGAACCUCGUGUCGUGAACCCGCCACCUGAGUGCCAGUACUUGGCGCUCUGCAGUUUUAAUGAAAUCUUUAAAAAAGGAUAAAGAUAAGGCGCUCUUUAAAUGCCUCGCAAUACACCUUUGAGCUUUGGGGCUGAAUUUGGGAGUUUCAUAUCAAGCAACUUCCCGAGCCUUUAUUGCCACGCCUGUGCACGUGUACGUGUAAGGGGAGAAAUUCAGGCAACUCCAUGCAGUUUCGUAUCGAGAUAUCUGGGGUCGCGUGUGCUCUGCCGGAACCGGGCUUGUACAGCGCUCAGUCCGGAGUCCUGCUAGGUGGACAGGAUAUUAAAAUUUUAAUAGAAUUGAUUUGACUACUUGAACCACUGGGAUCUGGGGAGGAACUCCAGAUUUUUCAUUUUUAAAGAAACACUAAAUGUGAGAAGUUGACAGAAUGGAGAACGAAAAGGAAAAUCUUUUUAUUGAGCCACACAAAAGGGUACUGAUGAAGUCACCUCUGAAGGAGUCCACCAAGGAGAACGUAGCGCGGGCUGACCUAUCCUCGCCUAAUCUGGGCCCUUUGACCACACCCACCAAACCCAAGGAAGUCUCCCAGGGAGAACCAUGGACGCCAACAGCCAACCUGAAAAUGCUUAUCAGUGCAGUAAGCCCAGAGAUCCGAAGCAGAGAUCAGCAAAGAGGGCUAUUUGACAACAGAAGGGGUUUACCUGAGGCUAAAGACUGCUUACAUGAACACUUCUUUGGAGAUGAAUAUGAGAAGUCUCAACCGAGUCGAAAAGAGAAAAGUUUAGGGUUGCUAUGUCAUAAGUUCUUGGCUCGCUACCCUAAGUAUCCCAACCCUGCUGUGAAUAAUGACAUCUGUCUGGACGAAGUUGCAGAAGAGCUCAAUGUUGAACGUCGCCGAAUUUACGAUAUCGUGAACGUCCUAGAGAGCUUACACAUGGUGAGCCGACUCGCCAAAAACAGGUACACGUGGCACGGACGACAUAAUCUCAACAAAACCCUUGGGACUCUCAAGAGCGUCGGGGAAGAGAAUAAGUAUGCCGAGCAGAUUAUGAUGAUCAAAAAGAAAGAAUACGAACAAGAGUUUGACUUUAUUAAGAGUUACAGUAUAGAAGAUCAUGUCGUCAAGUCAAACACUGGCCAGAAUGGACAUACAGAGAUGUGUUUCGUUGAACUUCCUGGAGUGGAAUUUCGGGCAGCUUCUGUAAACAGCCGCAAAGACAAGUCCUUAAGAGUAAUGAGCCAGAAAUUUGUGAUGCUGUUCUUGGUGUCGACGCCUCAGAUCGUCAGCCUAGAAAUUGCUGCCAAGAUUUUAAUUGGGGAGGACCAUGUGGAAGACCUGGAUAAAAGCAAGUUUAAAACAAAAAUUAGGAGGCUGUAUGAUAUAGCUAAUGUUCUAAGUAGCCUGGAUCUUAUCAAGAAAGUUCAUGUUACAGAGGAAAGAGGUCGAAAACCAGCUUUUAAAUGGACAGGCCCGGAAAUCAGUCCAAGUACCAGUGGCUCCAGCCCAGUCAUUACUUCUGCCAUCUCUGACUUGGAGAUGAGGAGGUCUGCAAAAGAGAACUGUGCCAAAAACCUCUUUUCCACUCGUGGGAAACCAAACUUCACACGACACCCAUCUCUUAUCAAACUGGUAAAGAGUAUAGAGAGCGAUCGGAGAAAGAUAAAUUCUGCUCCCAGUAGCCCUGUCAAGAACAAAGCUGAGAGUUCUCAGAAUUCUCCACCCUUCCCGAAUAAAAUGGCUCAGCUUGCAGCUAUUUGCAAAAUGCAGCUAGAAGAACAAUCGAGUGAACCCAGAAAGAAAGUGAAAGUACAGCUAGCAAGAUCCAGGCACUACAAACCAGUGGCCCCUCUGGAUGCAUCAGCAAAUGCUGAGCUGGAGAUGUCACCAUCCCUCAUCCAGCCCCUGGGGGUGGUGCCCCUGGUCCCCAGCCCAUUGUCACCCGCAGUGCCCGUGAUCCUACCUCAGGCCCCCUCCGGCCCAUCCUAUGCCAUCUACCUGCAACCUGCCCAAGCCCAAACCAUGGCACCACCCCAAGGCCUGAGCCCCGCAGUCUGCCCCUCCUACUGCUCUCAAGUUACCGGAGCAAAAGACUCCACAGAUGCCACCACCAAGGCCACCAGGGAUGCCACAAAGUCCAGUGGCCCCUGCAGAUGCGAAAGCUUACUGCCAGCACCAGAGAGACAAGGUGCAAAGAACCAAACCAGGGAGGCACCUGGAGAAAGGGGCUCCAAGAGGUCCAGCUUGUUUGAGGACUGUGUUUCUAAAAAGAAAUAUAAAGAGGACCUAAAAGGACUCGACAGUGUGGCCGCGACCUUGUUCCCAUCAGGAUACCUGAUCCCUCUCACCCAGUGCUCAUCCUUGGGGGCAGAGUCCAUUUUGUCUAAUAAAGAAAGCUCAGGUACACUUUCCCCAAACCACAGGCUCUACAGCUCCCCGAUUGCAGGUGUUAUUCCAGUGACAUCCUCUGAACUCACUGCUGUGAAUUUUCCCUCUUUUCAUGUGACACCUUUAAAGCUAAUGGUCUCACCCACUUCUGUGGCAGCUAUACCUGGUGGGAACAGCCCCGCCCUUGCCUCGAGCCAUCCCAUUGCCAUUCAGAACCCAAGCUCAGCCAUUGUAAACUUCACCCUCCAGCACUUGGGACUCAUCUCCCCGAGUGUGCAGAUGUCUGCCAGCCCUGGACCUGGGACCGGAACCAUUCCUGUGUCCCCGAAAAUAGAAGCAGUUAGUAUCAUACCAGAAAAUGCAGGCUCUCAGCACAGAAGGGUUACCGGCUCUGACUCACCAGUCCCGGGCCAGAGCCAACCAAAUGGACAAUCCGUCACCAUGACAGGGACACAACAGCCCGUUCCGGUGACACCCAAAGGAUCACACUUAGUGGCCGAAAGUUUCUUCCGUACCCCAGGUGGACCCACCAAGCCGACUGGCUUGUCCUGUGUGGAUUUUGAUGGUGCUGGUGCUGAUAAAACCUCUUUUGGAAGCCUCUUUGUUCCACAGAGAAAACUGGAAGUGUCAACAGAGGAUGUCCACUGAUUGACAGAUGUUGGCUUAGUUUAAUUUUCCAAAGACUUAUUUAGCAGCGAAGAUGUGUACAGACUGAUUUGGAGAGCACAAUCUCCAGAAAUACUGUAAAUAUGUUGGAUGUUUACAUGAUAUCAAAGCAGAUACUUGUUUUUGUACAUAUAUAUAUAUUUCAUACAUAUAUAUAUAUGUAGACACAUAUGCAUUUGUAUAGGGCUGAGUUUAGCCUUUUUAUCCUACAAAAUAAAAGUAAAAUGUUGAGCUAAAAUAUAUU
Messenger RNA from Fukomys damarensis (Damara mole-rat), 3414 nucleotides. It is a transcript of the gene E2f8, whose product is annotated as E2F transcription factor 8. Bases 546 to 3152 code for a protein of 868 amino acids. The transcript has 13 exons. Gene Ontology annotation, cellular component: RNA polymerase II transcription regulator complex. Gene Ontology annotation, molecular function: DNA-binding transcription factor activity, RNA polymerase II-specific; RNA polymerase II cis-regulatory region sequence-specific DNA binding. Lineage: Eukaryota; Metazoa; Chordata; Mammalia; Rodentia; Bathyergidae. Gene Ontology annotation, biological process: regulation of transcription by RNA polymerase II. The record is from RefSeq and is a predicted model, not a curated record.